UAUAGGUGUUCUUGGAUUUCUUGUUUGGGCUCAUCAUAUGUUUACUGUGGGCUUAGACGUUGAUACCCGUGCUUACUUCACCGCAGCUACCAUGAUCAUAGCGGUCCCCACUGGAAUUAAAAUCUUUAGUUGGAUCGCUACCAUGUGGGGGGGUUCGAUACAAUACAAAACACCCAUGUUAUUUGCUGUAGGGUUCAUCUUUUUGUUCACCGUAGGAGGACUCACUGGAAUAGUCCUGGCUAAUUCUGGGCUAGACAUUGCUCUACAUGACACUUAUUAUGUGGUUGCACAUUUCCAUUAUGUACUUUCUAUGGGAGCCGUUUUUGCUUUAUUUGCAGGAUUUUACUAUUGGGUGGGCAAAAUCUUUGGUCGAACAUACCCUGAAACUUUAGGUCAAAUCCAUUUUUGGAUCACUUUUUUCGGGGUUAAUCUUACCUUCUUCCCCAUGCAUUUUUUAGGGCUUUCGGGUAUGCCACGUCGCAUUCCCGAUUAUCCAGAUGCUUACGCAGGAUGGAAUGCCCUUAGCAGUUUUGGCUCUUAUAUCUCUGUAGUUGGGAUUUGUUGUUUCUUCGUGGUCGUAACAAUCACUUUAAGCAGUGGAAAGAACAAAAGAUGUGCUCCAAGUCCUUGGGCUGUUGAAGAGAAUUCAACCACACUGGAAUGGAUGGUACAAAGUCCUCCAGCUUUUCACACUUUUGGAGAACUUCCAGCUAUUAAGGAGACCAAAAGCUAAAGUAAAAGAAAACUUUUUAAAAUGAAAGAGACGAAGGAGACGAAAAGCAACUAAGAACCUAACAGAACUUCUUGUUUUUCUAAGGUUGGAAAGAGUGACUUUUUUGAAUUCCCUCCCUUUCUACGCUCUAAAAAGAGAUCAUGGCAU
Beta vulgaris subsp. vulgaris (sugar beet) is the source of this 880-nucleotide messenger RNA. Its product is annotated as cytochrome c oxidase subunit 1. The record is from RefSeq and is a predicted model, not a curated record. The transcript has a single exon. Gene Ontology annotation, biological process: electron transport coupled proton transport; mitochondrial electron transport, cytochrome c to oxygen. The coding region runs from base 38 to 733 and encodes 231 amino acids. Gene Ontology annotation, molecular function: heme binding; cytochrome-c oxidase activity. NCBI's taxonomy places the organism in Eukaryota, Viridiplantae, Streptophyta, Magnoliopsida, Caryophyllales, Amaranthaceae. Gene Ontology annotation, cellular component: membrane.